Molecule: messenger RNA, 3258 nt
Organism: Scophthalmus maximus (turbot)
Lineage: Eukaryota; Metazoa; Chordata; Actinopteri; Pleuronectiformes; Scophthalmidae
Gene: bap1
Product: BRCA1 associated protein-1 (ubiquitin carboxy-terminal hydrolase)
Exons: 17
Coding region: 163-2394 (743 amino acids)
Biological process (GO): ubiquitin-dependent protein catabolic process; protein deubiquitination
Cellular component (GO): cytoplasm
Molecular function (GO): cysteine-type deubiquitinase activity
Source: RefSeq, a predicted model, not a curated record
ACGUGUGUUGUAAGCGGCCACUUCUGUCUAUUGUGUUUAUGUUGAGCUCUCCACAGUUGUGUCGUGAAUGGACGCGGCGUCACCGUUGAAGUUUGUGACCUGUCUUUACGACAUGGACUGGAAAACCUCUUAGAUAUCGGUCAUCUGUGCACACGGGCAAAAAUGAACAAAGGCUGGCUGGAGCUCGAGAGUGAUCCAGGACUUUUCACUCUACUGGUGGAGGAUUUUGGUGUGAAAGGUGUCCAGGUAGAGGAAAUCUAUGAUCUUCAAAGCAAGUGUCAAAGUCCCGUCUAUGGCUUCAUCUUCCUGUUCAAGUGGAUCGAGGAGCGUCGAUCCAGGAGGAAAGUCAACACGUUGGUGGAUGAGACUUCUGUCAUUGACGAGGAAAUUGUAAAUGAUAUGUUCUUUGCUCAUCAGCUGAUACCGAAUUCAUGUGCCACCCACGCCUUGUUGAGUGUGCUUCUGAACUGCAGUGGUGUUGAACUCUGCACCUCUCUUAGUCGCAUGAAGGCUUUCACAAAAGGCUUUAGUCCAGAGAGCAAAGGUUACGCAAUAGGAAAUGCCCCAGAGCUUGCCAGAGCACAUAACAGCCAUGCCAGACCGGAGCCCAGGCACCUGCCGGAGAAACAGAAUGGAAUAAGUGCUGUGCGGACCAUGGAAGCUUUCCACUUUGUUAGCUAUGUGCCCAUCAAAGACCGCCUCUUUGAGCUUGAUGGACUCAAGGCUUACCCCAUUGACCAUGGGCCUUGGGGAGAGGAGGAGGAAUGGACCGAUAAAGCUCGACGAGUUAUCAUGGAGAGGAUUGGACUGGCCACUGCUGGUGAGCCAUACCAUGAUAUCCGCUUCAACCUGAUGGCGGUGGUGCCUGACCGCAGAGUGAAGUACGAGUCCAAACUAGAAAUUCUAAAGAGGAAUCGACAGACUGUUCUGGAGGGUCUGCAGAAGAUGAUCCGGCUCACCCAGCCAGAGCUUGUGCAUGACAAGAAGCAGCAGGACUCCUCCUCUCCUGAUGACAGCGCCAUCAAGAAGGAGACAGAUGUGGAGCCAGUUACACCACAAAGGGCUGGUCAGGCAUCUCCAGUGGAUGAGUCAGGAGAUCAAUCAAAGGAUGCUCCUAGCCACUCAGGAAACACUAAGGUCAUGGGUAAACCAGCCGUCCCCACUGGAGGAGGUCCCAUCACCAGUCCCAACCCCAUAGUUCAACGCUUGCCUGCCUUCCUGGACAACCACAACUACGCUAAGUCUCCAAUGCAGGAGGAGGAGGAUCUUGCUGCUGGAGUUGGUCGCUCUCGUAUGCCGGUGCCUCCCAAGCCACCAUACUCCGAUGAUGAAGAUGACUAUGAGGACGAUGAGGAAGAAGUAACUGGUUCUGCCAGCACUUCAAACAGGUUUAGACGGAAAGCAAGUCUACGUUCAAGACCAGGACGGGUUGCGACUGGAAUGGAAAGCCAGAUUGCCCUGAGUGUCUUGGCUGAGAAACUGAAGAAAGAGGCUCAAAGGAAAGACGCAAUAAAUACGCCUCUUUCCGUGCGCACAGAAGGCCGCACUGGGGGCAUUUGUAUCACAUCUGCCUCGCAGCCCUCCCCCACACCCAGCAACGAAAGCACUGACACAGCCUCUGAGAUUGGCAGUGCCUUCAACUCGCCACUGCGCUCACCUGCGCGCUCCCAGGCUACCACGCGGCCGUCCAGUCCGGUUGCAUCCCAUCUGUCUCGGGUGCUGUUUGGAGAAGAUGAGAUGCUAAGGCUUGACUCCAGACAUAACCGCGCUGUAAGAGAACUGGGCCCGUCUGUCAGCAUAGCCUUGUUACACUUGCAGGAGGAUGGAGUCAUCUUUGCUCUCCUUCCAUCUGUAGAUUGUGCUGCUGAUGGCACUAAGCAACCUUGUACUCUCGAGAAGACAAAAGAGGAAGAGCAAGAAGAACUCAUAGCAAGAGAGAAGGAAGGAGAAAACAAGGGAGACGCUGGACCAUCUGUGGAGUUGAAAGAAGAGGAGAGCAAAGAUGGAGCAGAGGUGAAACCCAGCAAGGAAAAACUCACUGCUACAGAAACUGCUGCAGGCAGCAAGCCCCCCGGGGAUAAGUAUUCACCGAAAGAGCUGCUUGCGCUGCUUAAGUGUGUAGAGGCCGAUAUCGCCAAUUACGAGGUGUAUCUGAAGGAAGAAGUGGAAAAGAGAAAGAAAUACAAAAUUGAUGAUCAGAGGAGGACCCAUAAUUAUGAUGAGUUCAUCUGCACCUUUAUUUCAAUGCUGGCCCAAGAAGGAAUGUUGGCCAGCCUCGUGGAGCAAAACAUUUCCGUGCGUCGUCGCCAGGGAGUAAGUAUUGGCCGCUUGCACAAACAGAGGAAGCCGGACCGCAGGAAACGCUCUCGGCCUUACAAAGCCAAACGGCAGUAAUUACAAACAAUCAUAACUUCUGUGAGUAACGGAGACAAAUAAGCUGCUGCACUCCUGAAGUCCUCUCGUUAAAGACAGUUUAGUGUCGCAUUUUUCUCUGAGCCUCCUCAUCUUCAUGAAAUCCACCAUGUAUUUGGUCUGUUUUUUUAUCCCUUAUGUAUAUAUGUACCUCAAUUUUAGUCUCAAUGUAAAAUUUCUUCUUGUGCCAAUGCUAUCAGCAGUUUGUAAAUAUGAAGAAAGGCUUAUCCCCAGUGAUGAACCAGUAUGCUUUUUAUCGAACAAUAUUCUCUACUCUUGUGGUCAGUAGAGUUUUGAGUCAUUUGUUGGAACAUUAGUUUCUCUGAAACACCUCUGUAAAUCACUAAAUGCACACUUUGGCAACCAUAAGUCAGAAUUUCUUCAUCUGUGUCUCUAUUUUGUGUAUUUCCACAGUGCCAAUGAAGUACUGAUAAUGUUUUGACAAAAAAGGUCACAUUUUAUUCAUCCACAGCAUUUCAGCUUCCGUGUAUUCAGUGCAGGUAAUUCACUGUAUAAAUAUAAAAAGCAUAUUUUAAUCACAUUCUUCAUAGACGCUUUUAAUGUCAAGAAGAAGCCAUGAUGCAUCGGGGGUAGUUUUUUUCAACUGAGAGUCUCUAGCUGUGUGUAUUUCUCUUGAGGUCCUGUGCGAAUGGAAAAACAAGCUCUUGUGUUAUUUUUGUACCUGAAAUGGAUCUCAGAAAUGAUUGACCAUUACAUUGAACGUGUGCAGUUGUGUGUUUUGUACAUAUGUAUCUGUUAAUUGACUUACUUGUAUGAUGAGUCUAGUCGUUCUUUGUGCUUGCUAAUUCAUAUUAAAAUAAAGUCAGGUCAAAUACCUCGCUAUAA